UACUCAGGAUCAGCGGGUCGGUUGUUGCAGAAGAGUUUUUUUUUUAUUUUCCACUAUCUUUCUUUUUUUUACGCUGUUGUUUGAUUUUAUGUUUUGCCAUGACUUACCAACAUUUAGGUGUUUCCUUUGAUAAUAGGACAGUAUUAUCAGAUAAAAAGAUGCACACUUUGGCGAUUGUCUACAUAUCCUCUCUAUCGCUAAGCUUGAUAGGAAGUGGUUCUAUAAUUGUUGUUUCUGUGAUCAAGAAGAGAUAUCUUGAUGAACAGGCCCGACCCCUGUUCCAGCUGGCUUUGGCUGACUUCUUGGCAGCUGCAGCCCUGCUUGCUACAAGUACAAUUGAAAUACUGCCAGCUAAACUCCUUGCAUUAUGCAGGUUUUGCCCAUAUGGAAUGGCACUGGCAAUGUCCUUUUACUGUACCAUAUUCCUGCUAGUUAUGGUUUACGCUUACGAAGCCAAACAAGCAGUUCAAGGGUGGAGGGAAGCAUCAGACCCAGGCUGGCAGCAAGAAAAUCAUUGCAGAAGGAAAAAGAAGACUCUUUAUUUGUUAUAUUUUCUUGCAUGGUCUCUUCCAGCGCUGGGCUUUCUCACUAAAGUGAUUACCAUUCUGAAUUCUGCAACCGAAAUCAUGCCAGGCAACCUGAAUGUUACUAACUGUUUUUAUUGCUCCAGUUGUAUUUUGGUACUUAUUCACAAUGAUGUCUGCGGGCUGCAAGACACAUUGAAAGAAAACCUAAUGAAAAUCUUGUUCUUCUUGUAUGCACUGGUAGUGUUGACCUCCUGCACAGUUGUGUACUGUAAAGUGAGGCAGUGGUGCCGGAGACAGCAGGAGGAGUGUUUACUCCUUGUAGAAGGAGACGGGUUUAACAGUAGGAAUAUCCGCGGCAUUUACGUGACUGCUCGAUGCAUCUUGCUUGUAUUUUUAAUCUGCUGGACACCAGCUUUUAUACUUGUCUUACUGGGCUUGUUAUUACAUGAUGUUAGUCCACAAAGCCUGCACUUCCUUUAUAUUUUACAGGUUUUACAGGCAUCCAUAAUGCCGCUUCAGGGCUUUCUGGACAGUAUAGCCUAUGGAUGGUUCCGACGUAAUUUCCGUGAAGUUGCGCUGGGAGAGAGAGUAGCACUGCUGGCAUAUGUGCAUUCUAGAGCUUUCUAUGAUGAAUCACUUACCACUUAAAUACGCUGAAACAAGUAAAACACAACCCAAAAACAACCCCGGCAGCUGCUGCUGAUAAUUCCACCUUGGCACCAUUAUUCCCUUCCUCAGAAAAGUUUAAAGGUGAAACCGUGUACAACACACGGUCAGCACAAUUAUGUAUUCAUUAUUUUUGUGUGUUUUCCUUUUAAGCUUCUUUGUUGUUGAUUUUAAAUAUAAAAGCUACAGAUUGUGUUUGUUUGUAAAUGUUUUUGUGCCUUUGUUUUGGUGUUCCCUGACAGGACUGAUAAUAACUCCACAAAAUGAUGUCUAAGUUACAGUGUGCAUUCAAAUAUUAACCCUUUGCUGCACAGUGUCCAAUAUAUUUGACAUUGAGAGAAUAGGGAUUAAAUAGGUAUGGGAACAUACCCAGGGCAGUACAGGGUUAAAAUAAAACAAGCAAAGAACAAAACAAAAAAAUGGUCACAAUGAAGACAUCCAGUGAAUAAGAAAUAAGGAAACAGUUGCCUUGUAUCACUUAUAAA
Messenger RNA from Acipenser ruthenus (sterlet), 1678 nucleotides. Its product is annotated as transmembrane protein 116-like. Bases 99 to 1175 code for a protein of 358 amino acids. Gene Ontology annotation, cellular component: plasma membrane. The record is from RefSeq and is a predicted model, not a curated record. Lineage: Eukaryota; Metazoa; Chordata; Actinopteri; Acipenseriformes; Acipenseridae. Gene Ontology annotation, biological process: adenylate cyclase-activating G protein-coupled receptor signaling pathway. The transcript is spliced from 12 exons. Gene Ontology annotation, molecular function: G protein-coupled receptor activity.